Molecule: messenger RNA, 1122 nt
Organism: Alternaria triticimaculans
Lineage: Eukaryota; Fungi; Ascomycota; Dothideomycetes; Pleosporales; Pleosporaceae
Exons: 3
Coding region: 1-1122 (373 amino acids)
Molecular function (GO): glycosyltransferase activity
Source: RefSeq, a predicted model, not a curated record
AUGCGAGUUUUCUUUGCACGAUCGGCUCGUAAGCCUCGCGUCAUCUUCAUCGUCGGAGUAGCACUCUUGCUAGCAUAUGCCUUCGCAAGGAACCUCUACACACUACUAGCGUCCCAACAGCGCUCUCAACCCGACUAUGCUUCCGCAAAGAACCGCGCGCCGUACCCGCCCGCAGCCAUAGGCAAAAACGUAACUUGGACAGACUACGCAUACGUACAAUACGUGACAGAUCCAAGCUAUCUGUGCAACUCUCUCAUGAUAUUCGAGGCCCUCAGGCGACACGGAACAAGAGCAGAACUCCUCAUGCUGUACCCGCAGGAAUGGGAAGUGCCCGGUGGUGUAUUCGAAGAUGAGGCUGAUGCUACCGACUACGAAGGAAAGCUGCUUGCUCGGGCUCGGGACAGAUAUGGGGCAAGGUUAAGCCCUAUCCAGGUACAGACUUAUGAGAACAAGAAUGAUACGACUUGGCAGAGUAGCUAUACGAAGCUGUUGGCAUUUAACCAGACUCAGUAUAAGCGUGUCAUUGCUUUGGACUCUGAUGGAACGCUUUUCAAUAAUAUGGAUGAACUUUUCUUCCUCCCCACAUCUCCAGUUGCGAUGCCUCGCGCAUACUGGCUCGAUCGGUUUUACUUGUCAUCCCUACUUGUAGUCAUCGAGCCGUCAGUAGAAAGUUGGCAGCGGGUACAGAGCGCGAUGGAAAACCACGAGGGCCAUGACUACGAUAUGGAAAUCUUGAACAAGGUGUUUGGUGACUCUGCAAUAGUGAUCCCACCUCGCAGAUACGCUCUUUUGACUCAGACGUUUGGCCAUGAAGAUGCCGAGCGUGAGGCAUACCUCGGUUCGCCGUCGGAAGAAUGGAAUGCAAGAAAACUGUUGGAGGAAUCCAAGUUCAUCCACUUCUCAGAUUGGCCAUUGCCGAAGCCUUGGUUGAAAGCGACAGAGAAGCAGAUUGCGGAACAACAACCUCCAUGCAGAUCGGUACCGGAAGGCAAGCCAGAUUGUACAGACCAGGAGGCGUGGUUGAAGCUUAGGAACGACUUCUCUGAGCGGCGUCUGCGCAUUUGUGGGAGAGCCUAUGAUACACCGGUCUUGCGCAGCAACGCCCGUUCAGAUGGCGAUUGA